AUGGUCUCACUUCCGACGUCUUCCUCCUCGUCAUACUCUUUGGAUCACCGUCUCAUUUCCGACGGUGAAUAUGGUUUGUCCGAAAAUUGCUACUGUGGUGGAGACGUUUACCUUGAGACUUCUACGAUUGAAGGGGACUAUGGAAGGAGAUUCUUCGUUUGCACCAAACGUGAUUGUGAGGGGUAUCAUAUUCGCAAAUUGUGGGAUACUGUGAUUUAUGAGGAGGUCCAGAUCUUGCACACUGAAAUUAAACGUCUUGGUGAGAAGACGGAGGAAGACCUUAAACGUCUUGGUGAGAAGACGGAGGAAGCACUAGAGGAGCUUAAGGAUGGUUCUCUGAUUACUCUCUGCACUGAUCUGUGGGUCGCGGAGUCAGAAAUUGUGGAGCUGAAGAAGGCAAAUGUGGAGCUGAAGGAUCAUGUUGUUCAGCUCAAGGCGUUGGUUCGUCUGCUCAACAAGAAGCACGGGACUGUGGAGCUUACGUUUGUGGUUUCUGUCCUUGUUCUCUUCCUUGGUCUCUUUACAAUUUGGUUUAAGUAA
Molecule: messenger RNA, 540 nt
Organism: Microthlaspi erraticum
Lineage: Eukaryota; Viridiplantae; Streptophyta; Magnoliopsida; Brassicales; Brassicaceae
Source: the annotation of a GenBank genome assembly